Aspergillus sclerotioniger CBS 115572 is the source of this 1930-nucleotide messenger RNA. RefSeq names its product polysaccharide lyase family 1 protein. The transcript has 3 exons. Bases 158 to 1645 code for a protein of 495 amino acids. Gene Ontology annotation, molecular function: pectate lyase activity. Lineage: Eukaryota; Fungi; Ascomycota; Eurotiomycetes; Eurotiales; Aspergillaceae. The record is from RefSeq and is a predicted model, not a curated record.
CAAUGCGAUCAGGUAUCAUCACGACUUCAACAUCACGUUCUUUCCAUUCCUGCAAGUUAGCUUGAUCUCAUUCCUUUCGUGAGAACUGCUGGUUCAGUCAUUCCUUUUGCAUCUGCGACUUUGAUUUCCUGGAUAUCCCGGUUUGAGGCUCGUCGCAAUGACCCUCCUUCGUCAUCUUCUGACGGCAACUGCCUUACUCGGCGCUUCUGCUCAGGCGGCGCAGGGCGUCACCGGAACACCUUUCGGUUUUGCUAGUGGCACUACGGGUGGUGGUGAUGCUACCCCCGCUGCGCCCAGCGACAUCAGCGAGCUGACGUCCUGGCUGUCCGAUAGCACCCCUCGCGUCAUCCUUAUCAACAAGGAGUUCAACUUCCUUAACAGUGAGGGCAAGUGCACCGACUGCGAAUGCUGCAUCCCGUCCUCCAAUACCUGUGGCAGCUCUGGCCAGAACGCUGUCAAGCAGAAUGGCUCCGACUGGUGCGGUAGCUAUCCCGCCACAACAUGCACGUAUGACAACGCUGCUAUCGAGGGCCUGGAGGUUGCCUCCAACAAGUCCAUCGUCGGUGUGGGUAGCUCUGGCGUCCUUCGUGGCAAGGGCCUGCGUUUGGUCAACGGCGUCAGCAACAUCAUCAUUCAGAACAUCCACAUCACCGAGCUUAACCCCCAGUACAUCUGGGGCGGUGACGCGAUCACCCUAGACGGCACCAACAACGUUUGGAUUGACCACGUGAAGAUUAACCUCAUUGGUCGCCAGAUGUUUGUUGCCGGAUACGAGGCCAGCCACCAUGUGACCAUCUCCAACAGCGAGUUUGAUGGUCAGACCAGCUGGUCCGCAACCUGCAAUGGCCACCACUACUGGACUGUUCUCGGAUACGGCCACAACGACCAAGUCACCUUUGCCAACAACUACCUUCACCACACGUCUGGUCGUUCCCCCAAGCUCGAGUUCAACAGCUUUUGGCACGCGUACAACAACUACUGGUACAACAACACCGGACACGCUUUUGAUGUUGGCGAGAACACCCGUGCUCUGAUUGAGGGUAAUGUGAUGGUCGAUGUCAACAUUCCUCUCCUGGCCGACAGCAACCCCGGAGCUGUUUUCGCCGUGAACUCCAGCGAUGUUUCCAGCUGUACCAAGACCCUGGGCCGCACCUGUGUCCCUAACACCCUGGUCAGCUCCGGUACACUUACCGGCACCAACAGUUCCGUUCUCAGCAGCUGGCCCUCGGGCGAGUCCGAUAUCACCGUGAUGGCUGCUAGCAAGGUUGCUUCUUACGUCCUUGCCAACGCCGGUAUUGGCAAGCUCGGCAACGGGUCUGGUUCCUCCAGCACCGUCGCUGCGGUUGCCACCUCGGCUGUCGCCAAGCGUGCCGGUCCUGACGACGACGUUCCUUUCGGCGGUGCUCCUUUUGUGCCGGCCCUCUCGCAGGCUGGCCCCGGUGCCUCUGCUAUCCCCAGCCAGCCCUCCUGGUCCUGGAGGAAGGUCAGCACCAACGUUCCUGCUGCCACUGGACCUCCUUCGGAGGGCUCUUCCCAGGGACUUGGCGCCCCCGCUCCUCAGGCAACUGGUGGUAAGCACCACCACCACAAGGGUCAUCAUGGCCAUGGUUCCCAGGGUAAAUUCGGUGGUGGCCUCGGCUUGUAAGCUGCCAGUGAAAUGAGUUGGAGCCGCACCCCGCGUGUUCACGCUUGUAGCCUAAUGUCAGUUAGGCGGGCUUUUGCGAGAGCACCUAAACCUUCAUCUUCUUUGUACAUCACCGAUCGUUUGCCAGAUAUUGUUAUAUAGAAGCUUAUUAGUCAGUAUAUUCCCAUCCACUAUGGGCUCACCUCGUUCCGGUCACAAAUUUGUAUAUCGGCUUUUCUGACUGAGAUAGAUGCAGGCAUGUCGAUGGGUAACCCAAUAUGUCUGAUCCUCCACAUAAACUCCGUG